CACACACACACAUCAGCAGCAGCAGCAGCAACAGCAAUGGCAGCCGGACAGUAAGACACAUGUCAGCACAGUCUGUGAGCUGUAAAACUGUUUCGCUGGGUCCGAGUGACGACACAAAGACAUAAUGUCUCGUCACAGAAAUGUUCGAGGUUACAACUACGAUGAAGACUUUGAUGAUGAUGACAUAUAUGGACACUCCGUGGACGAUGACCUCUGCUGUAUAUCUCCAGCAACAGCGAAUCAGUUUAUCUACUCACGCCAAGAAAGGCAUGCACCAAGGGAGGAGCCUUUAGAGGAGGAAGAAGAGUAUGGAGAGGAAGAUGUUCCCAUGUCCCCAGCUGUAAGCUCCAACCUCAGUCCUCUUGAUCAAGCCAAGCUGUAUUCGUGCCUGGAUCAUAUGCGGACAGUUCUGGGAGAUGCAUUUCCAGACUCAGUCUUGAGCCAGACAGCCAUAAGAUAUGGAUUUGAUCCACAGAAGGCACUGGAUGCAGUCCUGUCUGAUGACACUAAAAAAGCCCCAGUUACAGGAAGCACCAAUGAGGAGGCAGCUGUGCCAGCAAGACUUGGCCAGGAGACAGCUCCACUACCACAGAGAACCAAACAAGAGGCCGUGGCUGAGAAAGCUAAAAGCAGAGACGCGUCUCAAACUAAACUGGACUCUGAAGUGGUUCCCAAAGUGGCUCGCAUGACCGUCUCUGGCAAGAAGCAGACCAUGGGCUUUGAUGUUCCCAGCACAGGGGAGAACGACGUUGUCAUCGCCUCAUUUCGCCGUGGUGGCAGUCCAGAAAGCGCAACCACAACACCCGCCACAGAGGUCACCACCAAACGUCCCGAGACCCCAUCUAAAGGGUCAAAUGUCGAUGAACCCUCCACAGUUCCCACUCCAGGCCGCAAUGCUGGAAAGAGUCGGCAGUCGAUCAAUGUCAAGGCUGAGCUGGAGAAGAGGCAGGGGGGCAAACCUCUGUUGAAUUUGGUGGUCAUAGGUCACGUGGAUGCAGGUAAAAGCACACUGAUGGGCCACCUGCUUUAUCUGCUGGGCAAUGUCAACAAACGUACCAUGCACAAGUAUGAGCAGGAGUCCAAGAAGGCGGGAAAAGCUUCCUUCGCGUACGCAUGGGUCCUGGAUGAAACUGGCGAGGAGAGGGACAGAGGUGUAACAAUGGAUGUAGGCAUGACAAAGUUUGAGACAAACUCCAAGGUGGUGACUCUGAUGGAUGCACCUGGACACAAAGACUUCAUCCCCAACAUGAUCACAGGAGCUGCACAGGCUGACGUGGCGGUGCUGGUGGUGGAUGCCAGCAGAGGCGAAUUUGAGGCGGGUUUUGAGGCGGGUGGUCAGACCAGAGAGCAUGCACUGCUGGUGCGUUCGCUGGGCGUCACUCAGCUCGCUGUUGCUGUCAACAAGAUGGACCAGGUAAACUGGCAACAACAGCGUUUCCAAGACAUCAUCUCCAAACUGGGUCAUUUUCUCAAGCAGGCAGGAUUCAAGGAGUCUGACGUCUUUUACAUCCCCACCAGUGGCCUGUCGGGAGAAAACCUGGUCACCAGGAGUUCAGUUUCACAGCUCACCUCCUGGUACCCUGGUCCCAGCCUGCUGGAGCAGAUUGAUGCCUUCAAAGCCCCUCAGAGAUCUGUAGACAAACCCUUCCGACUGUGCGUCUCAGACGUGUUCAAAGACCAGGGCUCGGGCUUCUGUGUUACGGGGAAAAUCGAAGCAGGUUAUAUUCAGACUGGAGACAAAAUACAGGCUAUGCCUCCGAAUGAAACCUGCACUGUCAAAGGAAUUACUCUACAUGAUGAGGCGCUGGACUGGGCUGCAGCAGGAGACCACGUGAGCCUGACGGUCACUGGCAUGGACAUCAUCAAAAUCAACGUGGGCUGCGUGUUCUGUGAUCCUAAGGAGCCGAUUCGAGCCUGCACUCGAUUCAGAGCCAGAAUCCUCCUCUUCAAUAUCGAGGUCCCCAUCACACAAGGUUUCCCUGUGUUGUUGCAUUACCAGACACUCAGUGAGCCAGCCACCAUUAGGAAACUGAUUAGCGUUCUGCACAAAAGCAGCGGGGAAGUCCUCAAGAAGAAACCAAAGUGUUUGAGUAAGGGUAUGAAUGCCAUUGUGGAGAUCCAGACCCAGAGGCCAGUGUCAUUAGAACUGUACAAGGACUACAAGGAGCUGGGCCGCUUCAUGCUGCGAUACGUAGGCUCCACCAUUGCUGCAGGGGUCGUCACUGAGAUCAAGGAAUGAAGACCCGUUCCCAUCAACACAGCGCUGCUCAGGCCUUGUUCUGGAGAUGGCAAGCAGCCAGAGACAAAGUGCAAUUUCUCAGAGUCACGUCACUCAUGGACUCAGAGCAUCACGUCCAUCCAUCUCUCCAUCCAACGCAGCAGCUGUCUGCACUAACUGCACCGAUACCAACCACAUAGCGAGACAGACGCCUGGCUUCUGAACAUGGCGACGCUGUUCAGCCAGCUUCCCCUACUUCACAUCGUCUGAUCCUUAGUUUGUCAGUAAAAAAAUUUCCUCUCAUGAAUCUCAGUUUGCUCAAGCGUAAUUGUAAUGAAUUGCUACAAUAAUUGAUAAAACUCGGAGGACACUUCUGCCGUGCUGAGAAUUCCACAGUGAUUAUUUUCACUGAAGGAGCCUUGAUCUUUUUGAAUGAGUUGAAUUUCGUCCGAUAAAUUAUUAAAACCUAGCGUAGAAGCUAACAACAAGGGCAGCCCUGGUAUAAAGAUGACAUUUUCUUUCUACUGUAUUUAAGAAGUGAAAUGUAGUCCGAGAACAAAAAAGGGAAAUUACAAUUUCCACCUCGACCUGUAUUGAGAGACCUAAUUUUUGUUCUUAUUAACAAAAGAUAAUUACUUGAAAUGCUUCUGAAAAUGAGACUUUCAGAAAAGCAGCAUAAUGCUUUUGGAAGGGCUUUUUAUUUUUUUCCUUACAAAGACACUGCAGAACUACGGUGGAAGAGGUUGAAGAAGCUGCAUUUCUGUUUCUCGCCGUGUUUACGUCGGCUGUGUGAGUAAAGAUGGUGCAAAGAAUGGUGCAAAAUGAACAACAUGACAUCAGUAAUCUUUGGUUUGAGUUUUGAUUUUUAGCAGAUUUGUCCUUUUCUCAACACCUGUGAAAAUCCCUGUGACAAGUUUUAGGCAAUUUAGCCUGUGAAAGUUUGACAGUACGACGAGAAAUUCCCUUUUUUUGGCAGUAAAAAUGUGAAUCAGGAAGUCAAAAAAGAACAGUGAUCAUUUUCCCAAUACUGUUCCCAAAUUAAACUGUGCAACUCAUUUUAAUUUAAAAACAACUCUAAUCAACACGCAUGCUUUUCUUUUCCUUCAUUAAAGACACUGCUCCAUAACUGACCCAAAUUCAGUGUUCCAUCAGCUAUGAAUAAAUUACUUUUGCUCCCAUCCCAUGACUGUCAUCAGCUGGUGUCGUUUUACUCAGCUGCUGUAAAUCUUGUCUGUUGUCAAGCAUUCAUAAAAAUGUCAACAAUUAA
Solea senegalensis (Senegalese sole) is the source of this 3485-nucleotide messenger RNA. RefSeq names its product HBS1-like translational GTPase (gene hbs1l). The coding region runs from base 125 to 2239 and encodes 704 amino acids. The transcript has 18 exons. Lineage: Eukaryota; Metazoa; Chordata; Actinopteri; Pleuronectiformes; Soleidae. Gene Ontology annotation, biological process: translation. Gene Ontology annotation, molecular function: GTP binding; GTPase activity. The record is from RefSeq and is a predicted model, not a curated record.